AAUAAAACCAGUCAUUAUGUUUACCAAUGGCUGUCAAAAUUGGGGUUCCCUCAAAAUUGAAAUUUUGAGAUUUGGAUAUUCCAAUAAUUGUUUAUAUGUUAUGUUCACAUGUUACAUAGAUGAAAACAGUGCUGUAGGAAAUGGCGACCCAUUUCAUCUGUCAGAGCUCUGAGCCGUUGCCCCACAUUUAUCAAGGACGCCACUCAGAUCGGACCCAUGGUGCAGUCUCGCAGUAUGAGGUGUUCAACUCAGCCAAUAAGGCACACACACGAUUCCCCGCCCCUGGCUGGGAUUUCUCUCAGUCCUCGGAAGAGGAUUCUCUCCCUUUGUUGCAACCGGUUCCACAACCUGCCGGAAAGCAGGCUGUGUUCCAGAUUGAUCCAGAGUUGUGUGUGACCCCUCUGAAGGCCAAGUCUCUCUCAAUCUUUGGCCAGUUGGCUGAGAAACCUAACAGCUUCCCAGAUCCGGAUUUGACAUUAACACCGGAGAAAUUUGAGGCAAAUAAAUCUAGAACGGCUGCCGAGAGUAAGCAAGCUUUUGAUGAGAAAGAGAAGAAACAUAGGGUUAGAUUUGAUUUAGAUGAGGACUCUGUGAUGAAAGAUGAUGCAAAUGUUAGUUCAGUUUCGGUGAAUAGGUCUCUUGACAAGCCAUACCAACCUGAGCUCUAUGGAAACACCGAGGAAGACGAAGAUGAAGAUACAUAUGAAUCAGACAAUGACAAAAUACAAUUUCAAAGUGAACAAUCCUCAAACUCUAAUGUGAUAUCUGAGUCCAUGGGAAUGAAUUCUCGGACGGGUAAGUACACUGUCUCAACAUCCAAUGGAAAGACUGUAUAUGUCCCAAUAAAAGAUGCUGCCACCACACUGGAAAGUAAAAAAGAUGUUAAAAUAUCAGAACAGUCAACCAGUAAAUCAAAUUCUAAAUCUGCGAAAGGCAGCAGUCUUGAUACAAAAGGUGUUAAAAUAGUGCGAGAGAAAUCUACCUCCACAGCAAACCAGACAAGUAUUUCUACAGCAACUAAUGGUGGACCAGUGGACCCAAUUGCUUCUUGUAAAGUGCCUGAACAGUCCGGUAAACCUCGCAAAGCCAAAGUUGUGCGAGAACAUCAGUAUCUGCCAAAAGAAAAAGGAUAUACAUUCCCAUUCAGUCAGCCUUCCGAUGACAUGGCCGCAGGGGAGGAGCACAUGUUUGCGCGGCCGGAGUACAACAGCACCCUGCGCAUGAAAUUGGAGGCUGACAAACUGCGGGACUCAGAGGUGGACCUGGAGAAAGCUCUGCAGAGAAAACUCACAGAAAACACCAAGACUCAGAUCAAUGAGAAGGCUGCUAGCCUUGUUAACCCAGAUGGUACAGCAUUCUCGGGUUUAGUGAGUCUGGACGUACCUGUAGAGGAAGUGUGUCGACAGGCGGCCAUCAAAGUCAACCGGGCAAAACAAGUACGACCCAGCAAAGGCAGGUCUCAAGGUCACAAAGAGCCAGAUGUGAUGGAGUUUUUCUCCGCUGAACGGCAGAAAGAGUCUGUGACCUUCUCGUGUCCUGGCAUUCCAUCAACCACAGAGCAGCUUUCCACUGCGUCACAUUGGCGGGCCUUUGAUCUGUACAGACAUAACAGAGUAUGGAGCUCCCAUCACCACAAAUAGACUGGACUUGUUGUGAUUGACGAGCCUUUCUUACGGAAAAUGGGGCUUAAUGCAUGUGCAUUUAAUAAUUGUUGUCCUGAAUAAGCCUGCGAAGUCCACACAGGCUAAUUAGGGAUGUAGCUGCCUGCCUUCAUUGGAUUUUUGUGCUUAAAACACAAAUUGACAUGCAGGUGGAAAGCGUUGUCUCUGAUAUCUGGGACGACACUAAGCGCAUGCAUUUAGCCAAAUUUUCCCUAAAUGAUGCUCAUAUUUAGAGACAUGGAACAGUUUGGAGCAUACAGUGUCAAAUAUUUUGGAUUAUGGGGACCAUGUUACAAUACUUAACAUGAUAGCAAUAUUGACCAGUUGAUGCCUUUUCCCAUUUUUGGAAUAUGAAAUUUGGUUACCUUAAUUAUUCACCUUAUUUAGGGAACCACUUUUUUUAUUAAUUGAUAAAAGCGCAUGUAUUAUUGAUAAAAACUUCAUCUUUAUUCACUUCCUUAACAACACGGUCAAUUUUCACAACUUCUUGAGGUGAAAUGUUCUGUCAAUGAUUUAAUGUAAGACAUGUCAUUAUGUCUUCAUAAUGGAACUAGGUGUAUAUGGUUACAGUACAGAAUGAAUAAUUUUAAGGACUUGUCAUCAUUAGCAAGAAUUCAUUUUUUGUAGACCCGACAGUAUGGAGCACCUAGCAACAGAAAGAUUUUGCAAAUUGGGUUAUAAAUUGUGAGCAGGGAAUUGUAUAUCAAAUACAAAUAAAUUUGAUAUGUUAAAAAAGUCAUAUAGUACUGCUUGUUGGCAACACUUUGUUUAGUUGUCAAGCUAGUUGUCAAUGUCACAUUGGUCGGAAAUACACUGACUUUGUCCCUUUAAUUGCUGCUUAGAUGAUGUGAAGCAUAGUGUGUAUCAAAGUUUGGCUAGAAUCACAGGCACUUAUACCAAAGGAUAACCUCACAAUGCUAUUUUAUAUUAGCUCAAAAACCUCAAUGCUAAGAAUAAUUCUGUAUUAUUUAAAUAUAAUUAGCAAGUGACGAUCAGAAGUCGAAUAUAACUUAUAUUUGUAGAAUUUGUAGAACCCCUAAAUGUUUCUUACUGCAUUCAGUGCUUUUUGGCAGUUCUUCAGAUUUGUAAUGAUCUAUGUAAAGCUUUUGACAAUACAUUAUCAUGUAUAUGAAUGAAUGAGUUAAUCAGUACAAGUUGGUGCAGAUGUUUUGUAGAUACAUGUACAUGUGUAAUAAAAUAAAUAUUUUAGAUAUUUGAAAUAAAAUAUACCGGUAUAUUUAUACAUUACA
Dreissena polymorpha is the source of this 2911-nucleotide messenger RNA. RefSeq lists its product as uncharacterized. Gene Ontology annotation, biological process: negative regulation of phosphatase activity. Gene Ontology annotation, molecular function: phosphatase binding. NCBI's taxonomy places the organism in Eukaryota, Metazoa, Mollusca, Bivalvia, Myida, Dreissenidae. The coding region runs from base 141 to 1640 and encodes 499 amino acids. The transcript has 5 exons. The record is from RefSeq and is a predicted model, not a curated record.